AUGAAAACAGGAGCUCAGAGUGACUUGAUAGAUCAGCUACUCUAUGGACAAGUUGUUGCUGAAACAGGUGCUCCACCCACCACGCAGUGGGUGAACCUAUCUGUUUUUCUGCAAGAUCAGACAGUGGAACUGGCUCACAUUGCAGCCCUUCGAUUGCCAACUCUGACUCGAGGGAAGUGGUGGGAGGACGGGCCGGUUUCAGGGAGCGGGAGAGCAUUGCCCCCUCCCGGUGCCAGCCCGUUACAGCUGUGGCAGGACAGUCAUGGAGGUGCAGAAGUGCUGGCUGCCCUGAAUUUCAAGGACCCCGAGGCGGUGAGAGCCCUGACCUGUACCCUCCUGAAGGAGGAUUUUGGGCUUACGAUCGACAUCCCCGUGGAAAGGCUGAUUCCCACCGUUCCCCUGAGGCUGAACUACAUCCACUGGGUGGAGGAUCUCAUCGGUCACCAGGACGCGGACAAGCAAGUGCUUCGGCGAGGCAUUGACAUAGGGACAGGGGCAUCUUGCAUAUACCCACUACUUGGAGCAACUUUGAAUGGCUGGUAUUUUCUUGCAACAGAAGUGGAUGAUAUGUGCUUCAAUUAUGCCAAGAAGAAUGUGGAACGGAAUAACUUGUCUGAUCUUAUAAAAGUGGUUAAGGUACCACAGAAGACUCUUCUAAUGGAUGCGCUGAAAGAAGAAUCUGAGAUCGUUUAUGAUUUCUGCAUGUGUAACCCCCCAUUUUUUGCCAACCAAUUGGAAGCGAAGGGAGUAAAUUCUCGAAAUCCACGGCGUCCUCCUCCCAGUUCUGUAAAUACAGGAGGGAUCACAGAAAUCAUGGCUGAGGGGGGAGAACUAGAAUUUGUCAAAAGAAUUAUUCAUGAUAGUCUACAACUUAAAAAGAGGUUACGAUGGUACAGUUGCAUGUUGGGGAAGAAAUGCAGUUUAGCGCCAUUGAAAGAGGAACUGCGAAUCCAGGGGGUUCCUAAAGUUACUCAUACUGAAUUCUGUCAAGGACGCACCAUGAGAUGGGCACUGGCAUGGAGUUUCUAUGAUGAUGUACAAGUACCUUCACCCCCCCCUUCAAAAAGAAAAUUAGAAAAACCCCGCAAACCAAUUACAUUUAUGGUCUUGGCUUCUACAGUCAAAGAGUUAUCCAUCAAAGCUGCAGCUAUGGGCUGGGAUGCUGUAGAAGCUAUUGCUGUGGUUAGAGCCUGGGUAGAGAAGGUUCUCACUGAUCUGAAGGUUCAGCAUAAGCGUGUUCCCUGUGGAAAAGAUGAAGUUAGCCUGUUUGUGACUGCCAUUGAAAACUCCUGGAUUCAUCUGAGGAGAAGGAAACGAGAGAGAGUAAGGCAAUUACGAGAACUUCCUCGGGCUACUGAAGAUGUCCUGCAAGCAAUGGAAGACGAAAAAAACAGCCAGAAGAGUGUGAGCAGCAAUUUGGACUGUGAAAACCCCAAGACUGAAGACUCUGAAACACAGUUUAUGGCACCUGAUGAGGAUGUCCACUUGACCGCCGGUGACAAGCUAACGGAAGAGUCUGCUGCCAAAGAAGAACACAGUGAGCACGUGAAGGAGGAAGAGACAGAAGCAGAGCAGGCAGAAGGUUCCAGUAAUGCAAAGGAGGAACCUUGCCCUGCAGAGGAAGCUGGUGAUCUGACAGUUGAAAAAGAACAAAGUCCCAAAGAAACUAGUAGAUGUUUUCUCUUUAAGUGCUUAAUGAAUGUGAAGAAAGAAGGAAAUGAUGUAUUAGUAGAGAUGCACUGGGUUGAAGGAGAGAACAGAGACUUGAUGAACCAGCUGUGCACAUACUUACGGAACCAAAUUCUUCGACUGGUUGCUAGUUAG
Messenger RNA from Opisthocomus hoazin, 1824 nucleotides. Lineage: Eukaryota; Metazoa; Chordata; Aves; Opisthocomiformes; Opisthocomidae. The record is from RefSeq and is a predicted model, not a curated record.